AUGGACAUGCGCGAAGAGGUGAGCGAGGUGUACAACACGCCGCUGCUGGACCUGGUGUUCAAGGCCGCGACCGUCCACCGGAUGUACAACGAUCCGGCAAUGGUCCAGCGCUGCACCCUGCUCAGCAUCAAGACCGGCGGCUGCCCCGAGAACUGCAACUACUGCAGCCAGUCCAGCCAUUGGUCUGAGGACACUGGACUGAAGGCUGAGAAGCUGAUGGGACUGGAGGAGGUGUACGAGGUGCAGAAGCUUAUGGGCCUGGAGGAGUUCUAG
Molecule: messenger RNA, 273 nt
Organism: Monoraphidium neglectum
Lineage: Eukaryota; Viridiplantae; Chlorophyta; Chlorophyceae; Sphaeropleales; Selenastraceae
Product: biotin synthetase
Exons: 4
Coding region: 1-273 (90 amino acids)
Biological process (GO): biotin biosynthetic process
Cellular component (GO): mitochondrion
Molecular function (GO): 2 iron, 2 sulfur cluster binding; biotin synthase activity
Source: RefSeq, a predicted model, not a curated record